Penicillium atrosanguineum is the source of this 711-nucleotide messenger RNA. Its product is annotated as haloacid dehalogenase, type II. Bases 1 to 711 code for a protein of 236 amino acids. NCBI's taxonomy places the organism in Eukaryota, Fungi, Ascomycota, Eurotiomycetes, Eurotiales, Aspergillaceae. Gene Ontology annotation, molecular function: hydrolase activity, acting on halide bonds, in C-halide compounds. The transcript has 2 exons. The record is from RefSeq and is a predicted model, not a curated record.
AUGGCGGACAAAACUGUUGUUGCAUUUGACCUAUACGGUACUUUAUUGUCUACAGACUCCAUUGUAAAGAAGCUGGAAAAGCUUGUUGGAUCCAAAGCAGAGUCCAUCUCGACGCUAUGGAGACGAUACCAGUUGGAGUAUACAUGGAGACUCAACAGCAUGGGACGCUGGGAGACUUUUUAUCAUGUCACCCAGAACUCGCUGCUCCACGCCCUGGCGGAACACGGCGAGCAACUCAGUGCCGAGGACCAAGAAAGCGUGAUGAAAGCCUAUGACAGCCUGGCUACAUUCGUCGAUGUCCAGCCAGCUUUGAACCGAGUGGCAGCCACCAAAACCAUCUAUCCCGUAAUAUUCUCAAACGGGGAUAGCAAGGCAAUUCGCAGCUCGGUCAAAGACUCGGCAGGCUUGGCUACGCACUCGAGCAUCUUCCAUGACCUGAUCUCUGUCGAGGACAUCAAACGAUACAAGCCAUCGGUCGAAAGCUACAAGCACCUCGCCGAGAAAGUCGGCAAGCAGUCCUCGCAGAUGAACGAGAUGUGGCUCAUAAGCGGGAACCCAUUCGACAUCGUCGGAGCGCGCAACGCUGGCAUGAAUGCCAUCUGGGUUGACCGAGCCAACAAAGGCUGGCAAGAUGCCGCCGUACCAACUCUACAGCCAACAGCAAUUGUACACAGCCUGGAGCAGAUCGUAGAGGAGAUCCACCGAGCGUGA